This is a messenger RNA of Girardinichthys multiradiatus, 813 nucleotides long. RefSeq lists its product as uncharacterized. The transcript has 7 exons. The coding region runs from base 172 to 657 and encodes 161 amino acids. The record is from RefSeq and is a predicted model, not a curated record. Lineage: Eukaryota; Metazoa; Chordata; Actinopteri; Cyprinodontiformes; Goodeidae.
AGGUAGUUGCAUGCGCCAUGCUGGUGAUCACGUGACUAAACAGCGACUAUAAAGCCGGAGGUUGCCGCCGCUUUUAACUCAAAAUCGUCGCUUCGCCUGAGAGAAAGGAAGAGAUCCCGCCUGGUCAAAGUCUGAGGCUGAGGUUGAGCAAUUGAUAAAACUGCACUCCAGAUGGCUGCUCAAAGAGCCUUUGAAGAGGAGGUAGAAGUGAAGACAUUUGAUAACAGGGCAAACUGGGACCCUGAAAAACUACUGCAGUGUCCUUUUGAUAAAAGCCAUAAGAUCCGAUCAUCCCGAUUCCCAUACCAUUUAAUUAAAUGCAGGAAGAAUCAUGAGAAACUGGCUCGUCAACUUGAAACUUGUCCUUUCAAUGCUCGCCACCUGGUACUAAAGAAUGAGCUCCCACACCACAUUAAAACAUGUGAGGACAGAACCUCAACAGAUGAUGGAAGCACCCAGGAACCCCGUGCCUGGCAAGUGCCAAUCAACACAUGGGUCAACCCAAAUACGACCGAGGACUGGGACAAAGAGGUGGAGGAAUGUCAAACGCCCUUUGUGUGGGGUGUAAGCUCACAAUUGAACCAACCAUCAGCCUCCAGGCUCAGUAACAUUGGCCCAAAAUUCAGGGCACCAAGUUCUCUCCCAUGGUCCAGUUGAGGCUUUUAGCUGUUCUUGCUGUUUAGUGUGAAUUUUAUAUUUUUCAUGUUCUUAGCAUUUGGUUUUUUGGCACACUCAGUGUCUUGAGGGGAAAAACUUUUUAGUGUGUGAUGUGAGCUGUUGUAGGCUUUUGUAAUAAAGUUGAGGUUUUGUUAA